Molecule: messenger RNA, 835 nt
Organism: Drosophila eugracilis
Lineage: Eukaryota; Metazoa; Arthropoda; Insecta; Diptera; Drosophilidae
Gene: Fcp3C
Product: follicle cell protein 3C-1
Exons: 3
Coding region: 1-798 (265 amino acids)
Source: RefSeq, a predicted model, not a curated record
AUGGAAAUCUUAGCUGUCUUUAAAAAUUCCCUCCUGCUCUUGACGCUUUUGCUUGCUAUCCAUUUGGAAGCUUCGAAAAUAGUUUAUAAAAAGCCACUCUACGGAAAUGGUAACACCAUCAAGGAUAAAUGGUCAAAGAUGAAAGGAAUUGUUAAGCCGGAAGUCAGCACUAUGAGCAGCACCACCACCACAGAGGAAGAUUGGCCAACCGCUGUGGAAUUCGUGAUUGUGACAACGCCCAGAAGCGAUUUGGAAACUGAAUCAAAAUUGAUUAAUGAUGAUGGUGAUGAUAGUAUCAUCAUAACCACCACCACAGAAUCGAAUGUUGCAAAGGCUACGGAAAUUUCGAUAAAAUCCGUAGAAUCAUCAACAAUUCCGGUGGCCACAACAACAUCGAGCAGUAGUUUAGCCAACACAAUCCCAUUACCGCCCACACCAUCAGUAUUAUCUCAGCAGGAGAAUCAGCCAGUUCCCUGUACUUGUGGUGUUUUUCUCUCCUCACAAAUUUCCAAUGGCCUGCCCACAAAACCAUUAAUUCACCAGGAAUUGGAUAGGAUGUUUCCUUGUAAUGCCAUCGGUAGCAAACAGUGUCAAACUAAAUGUCUAGAGACAAUCGUUCAACAUCUGCCAAAUUCUGCAAAUAUAGUUUGCUCCGCACUGGGCCAUGAUUGCCACAAGGAACGCGCUUAUUUGUUCAUUAAAAACUGUCACAACCAAUGGGUUAAUACGAAUCUGCAGGCCGGCAGGGAGUACUGUUGUCGCUCCGGAGUUCCUUAUCGUUGUCCCUUAAUGGGUUAAUGCUGUGAAAAUUCAAUAAAUUAUCGAUACAAAAUGA